Molecule: messenger RNA, 1620 nt
Organism: Monoraphidium neglectum
Lineage: Eukaryota; Viridiplantae; Chlorophyta; Chlorophyceae; Sphaeropleales; Selenastraceae
Exons: 8
Coding region: 1-1620 (539 amino acids)
Source: RefSeq, a predicted model, not a curated record
AUGGCGGAACUUCAGGCGCAGGCCGAAGCCAGUGCUGGUUUUGAGACGACAACAGUCGCAGCAGUUGCGACAGGGCCGGCGUUGUUUGCAGCAGCGGACGCCAUGCUGCAGGAGCAGGAGCUAAACGACAUCCUUGCUCCCUACGAGCGCGAUGCCGCCAUCCUGCUUGAUAUCUUGCUGCAAGACCCAACGGCGCUCGCCUCCCUGAAGGUAAUCACGUCCGGCGGCAACAUUGGUGGGACGGCGCAGGGCCAGACGUGGCUCUCGCGCCUGAGGCGGACGCUUGCCGACGCGCGCUGCAACCGAGGCUACGCCGGCAUGUGUGAUGCCGUGCUCCGGGAGCGCGUCGGGCGCUCCUUUGCCAUGCAUGGCGCCCAGCAUGCGCCCGGCGGCCUCGAGGAAGCCCACAACGCCUGCCUGCUGACCGUUCUGGUCUGGGCGGGCCGCCACGACCUGGCUCAUGCGAUCUUUGGGUCCGACGCCGGCGCAACACUGGCACGGCGCUUCGAGGCGGCGUCGGCGCCGCGGGGCGCGCGGCGGGCCCCGAGCGGCGCGCUGGCGCUGUUGGGUGCUGAGGCGCAGGACGCGCCCCAACAGCUGAUGCAGGGCGGCUGGUACGAUGAAGACUGGUGGAGGGCAGACGGCGCUGACCUCGGCGGCAGCGAGCCGGCCCUAGCGCCCCUGCAUGCGCCCCUGGCCGCGCCUGCGCACAAUGCGCUGCUUUCCCAGGGCUCCGGUGGCGCCGCUCUGGAGCAGCAGCAGCUGGCGCAGCCGCAGCAGCAGCCGAAUGAGCGAGACGCGUCGCCCGCGCCUUCGCAGCCUGCCGAGCUUUUCCUCACGACCGGAGGCGCCGGCCAGCCCGCGAACCUCAAGGGGCCGAACCCCUCCCUCGCUCCUGACUUCCAGCCGCGCCCCGCCGCGCCUGGGCCCGGCCCCUCGCCGGGGUCUGCAGCCCGCUGGGCGUCGCAGCGGCCGGAGGGCGCGCUGCGCGCGCUGCACGUGGCCGCGAGGCGCGACCCGGACGCGGCGGCGGCGAUGAUGACGGGGGAGACUCUGGACGCCUGCCUGGCAGUGAUGGAACUCGAGCUGAGGACAAUUUCCCUCAUCCCCGGCCGCCGCGAGGCCAUUGCCUCCCUCAGCCCCGCCGCCGCCGCGGCGCGCGCGGCCGACGCCGCCAGCCACCCGGCGUGCCCCUCCCACGGCACGGUCACCCUCCUCCUCGGCCAUGCGCUGGCGCGGGGCGCUCUGCCGGACGGCGACUGCGGCGGCCCCGGCGGCUCUGACGGAGCAGCGCUGGCCGCCAUGCGGCUCAGGCGUGAGCGGUUUCUGGACGCGCUGCAUCGCUGGUGGCUGGCCUGGUGGGUUGAUGCUGACGAGGCGGCCGAGUGGGAGAGAGAGAUGCAGGCCUUCAUGGCCCAGGCCGCCGCCGCGGCUGCGGGCACAGGCGCGGCGGGAGCGGCGGUGGCGGCAGACCCCUCUCUGGCGCGCCGCUCAGAGCGCGAGGCGGCUGCGUUUGCAGAGAUGCGCGCGUGGCAGCGGGAGCUGCAGGCGCGCGCGGCGCCGCGCGCGCUGCUGCGGCUGGCGCACUUCCACGCGCCCGGCCGGCCAUUAACCCUCUGA